CACACUUCUCCAAGCCAUGCUCAUCAUGUAGAGGGCCGUCGCCACAGAAGACAUCUUCGAUUUGCAACAGUCUCUGAGCGGUGUGUUGGUUGGCGUUCUGGUUUCAUGCCUGGGUGGUGGCUUCUUUGUCCUUUUCUGCCGAUCGCUUCUGAACAUGCGAGCUGUUGUCGGAGCGUGCACGGGUAACUGCUUGUCUUUGUAUAUGCUAAGUCACAGCUGUUGAUCACGCUGGUGCUAUUGACACCGCGGUUUUCUCACAUUCGCCUCAAUUCUCACUUGGCUGGGUCUCCAAGUCAACUCGAUCCCAAUCCGCAAAAACAGAAACUCCGAAACGCCGGCCAACAGCCAACAGCCAAGGCGACCAGGCCAGCGACAACAUCAUGGCUGUCAAACAUCGACAAGCUGCGUCUCAACCGUCUCAGCCUCAUCAACCCAACCCUCCACGUCGCUCGCUCAGGCAAGGCCUCAAAGAUGUGUUCCUUCGAACUCUACGAAGGCCUUCCGAGCCCCAAGCUGGCACACCCUCCCUCGGUUCUGGCAUAUUGCGCCGGGCAGAAUCGUCAGGGUCCUUUUUCCCGUCGACGACCACGUUCUCCUCCUUUGUCGAGUUGCCUGGGAGUCGAUCUAGUCUCGAAGGGUACACCAUCUCGCGCGCCAUCCCUAAUCGAUUUCAGUCCACCACGCACGUAUCGCCACGCAAAUCGCCUGGACGACAGUCACUGCUUCCUGCCACGAGCCUCAGUCAGUUCAACCUCCACCAAGCGUACCUUCACCCAUCUAGCGGUCCCCAACGAGCAGUCCACGAUGCUAUGUCGCCUUCGUUGUUGUCGGUUGCGAGUCGGCAAGCAAGUAUGGCCAGUUUCUCUACCCUUUCCACCGUUACCAGCGCUUCGACACUGAGAAUUCAGGAGUCUCGUGAGGUCCUUGCCCCAAGAAAAGGGGGGCUAGGUUCAUAUCAGAACCCCCAGGCACCGGCAGCCAAAGCUCGAACCAAGCACGUCUCGUGGCUGCACUCACCCACUGCAAGUUCUGUCUCGGUGGCGGACUCCGGAAGGCAGACUGACGAUCCAUCCGGGCUCAGAUUGGUCGAGCAUUUUAAGUCGUUUUGCAUUCUCGACACCGCCAUGGAGGGACUCCCCGUCGUCGCUACGUCCAAAGAACUUCGCUACAUUUUUGAGGUCGGCGAACAUUUCUUCCUUAACAAUUGUGAAUGCGAAGGCGCUUCGAUGGACAUUGUGACCGGUCAAGAUGCCGCAGGUGAUCCAGUUACUCACCUCGUCUUAUUCACACCCCUUAUCAUUCCCAGCAGUGGCCGCAGCCGAUUCAUGCUAGCUUGCCUGAUCGACGUCACCCAGUUCAUCAAUGACACGGCGUCACUUCCGGAACUCGACCACGAGCUCGAUGUGUCCACCAUAGAAAGUGAAGUGCAAACACCGCUGCAGGAUCGGAGGGACCUCUGCUGGACUGGGCGCACCUACAAACUCUCUGCCGAAGAUCUUCUUGGCGGCUGUAUGUUACCUGGCGACCGAGAAACGGUGACCAGACCACCCAAACACGUCGAGACGUCAGAGGAUAUUUGGCUGAAUUUGGCGAAUGAGGAAAGGAGCAGAAGAUCGUCAACCAGGAACACAUCCAGCUCGACCCCGAAGAUCAGCCAGGUCGCAAGGUCAAAUGCAUCUCACACGUCGACAACCAGCAGUACCGUGGAUGAGGUGUUGGACGAGUUUAUGAGCGACCUGCAGGAGCUCUAUUCGGAUUUCUUCCUUUUAGGCAAAUCUCCGCUUGAUGACACCUGCUUCGAGAUCUGCAACGUCUCACCCCUACUCUAUUCGACGAGAGAAUAUCUCAACGGACACCUUUCUCGUACAGACGCACAGCAAAUGGCUGAGUUAAGCGCAUCUCUGGCCCGGGAAAUGCCAUUCAACAUACACGUAAAAUGGGGCCCACAGGGACUGGACAAACGGAUGUAUUGUAGUCCAAUGUACACGGCAAAUUCCAUCACGUGGAUUUGUUUCCUCGUCGAUUACCAGAUGCCAUUGAUAUGGUAGCGGUAGCAGCAGCAGCAACCAGCUGCGGCAAUCCUUGGAUCUGUUGUCACGCCGAGCCGACGCCGAAUUGCUGUGUAGGACUUUGCAGCAAAGAUAAGCUUGCCCUUCAGCGAUGGCACAACACAGUUGCAACGGGGUGGCAAUUUACGAUAACACAAUAAUAGCUCCAACGCCUUUGUUGCCACCGAUUACCUCUGCACAGCAUGGAACAUUCUGCGCUGUAAUCCCUGGUCUGACUCUGAUCGUCGAACACGAAUCUCCCCCAAACAUGCGAGGGCCAGUGAAAAAGAAAUGUCCUCGACAGCCAACAGGAAAGGAAGUGAAACAAGGGAAAUGAUUGUCGGUUGAUCAAUAGAAGGGCCGAGAAUUGAACGAUGACGGCACAACGUCGCAACUGGCAGGGUGGAAAGAUCUUCUCGGGCGGAGUCUUGGAGCAAAACCUCCCCUU
This is a messenger RNA of Cladophialophora immunda, 2496 nucleotides long. RefSeq lists its product as uncharacterized. The transcript has a single exon. The record is from RefSeq and is a predicted model, not a curated record. The coding region runs from base 381 to 2048 and encodes 555 amino acids. NCBI's taxonomy places the organism in Eukaryota, Fungi, Ascomycota, Eurotiomycetes, Chaetothyriales, Herpotrichiellaceae.